This is a messenger RNA of Rubroshorea leprosula, 758 nucleotides long. The record is from the annotation of a GenBank genome assembly. Lineage: Eukaryota; Viridiplantae; Streptophyta; Magnoliopsida; Malvales; Dipterocarpaceae.
UUGUCUGCUCCCUUCAAAGUUCCGAUCUUUGAUUUCAUUUUCUGGGUUUUUGUGUUUUUUUUUUUAUCGGAGAAUUUCAGUCCCACUUUCGAUCAGAACACAGAGAGGUUGCAAUUGAGGUUUGAAUUUCUCCUUUUUAGUGGUUUUCAAUUGAUUGUUAGUAUAUUCUUUUGAUAUGAAAAUGGAGAAAAGAUGUUAAGCUUUUUCAUGUUAUUUGAUGCUAAAUUUUAGUUUUCCUUUUCCCCCAGAAAAAAUACUGAAAUAAUUGAGAUAAACAUAAAUAUAUGCAAACAUAAAACGAAAACCUAAUUCGCUAACGCUCUGAUUUACUCUUCCCAAAUAUAUUAUUUAAAAAAAAAAGUAAAUUAAAUUGUUAGAGUUUGUAAUUUCUAUGCAGACAGAGGAAGGCAAGCCGAGGAAGAGGAAGAGCCGAAGAGGAGCUCUCAACUAAGGGUAACUUCAGUUAUUCAGAAAUUUUCCUGUCUUGUUAAUAUUUUAAGGAAAAUAAGCAGUGAAUGCUGAAAGAUGUGCUUGGGUGUUCACAGCUUUGAUGAGGUUGUAGCUUUAUUAGCUUUAGAAGGGUUGCCCUUGUUCAUCCUUGAUGACCUAGGAUUUAUAUAUCUCUGUAGCCAGAAGCUGAAUUGGCCUACUUUAUGCUCCUAUAGACAGAGAAACUUUCUUCUUUGUGAAGAUGGUUGAGCUGAUUAUACUCUUGCUGCCUCCUGCUCUGUAAAUCUGGUAUUAGCAGGAUUUAGUUU